Rhizophagus irregularis DAOM 181602=DAOM 197198 is the source of this 1481-nucleotide messenger RNA. Lineage: Eukaryota; Fungi; Glomeromycota; Glomeromycetes; Glomerales; Glomeraceae. The record is from RefSeq and is a predicted model, not a curated record.
GUUUUUCUUAAAUAUUUUAAAUACUUUUUUAAUUUAAUAAAUUAACUAUGAUUAUCUUUUUUAUUUAUAUUUCAGGCUAAAAAAUAUUUAACAAAAAAUGGAGCAUUUAUGUUAUUGUAUGGAAUAUCUCAAAAUCCAAAUACAAAUGAUUAUAUUUUAAUCAAGAAUAAUUACUUAAAUAUAGCAAAUUGGAUUAGUAGGAAUGAAAAAAUUGAUGAUUUCAUUCAAGAAAUGCAAUUAAAGAUAGGUAGCUAUGAAGAUAUAGUAUUUGAAUGGAUACCAUACAAUCAGUUUAAUAAUAUCAACGAAAUAGGUAAAGGUGGUUUUGCUAUAGUAUAUUCUGCAAAUUGGAAAGAUGGUCCAUUAGAAUAUGUUGCUGAUGAAAAAACAUAUAAAAGGAAUGAUCCAAAUAAAGUAAUUGCCUUAAAAUGUUUACAUAAUUCACAAAAUAUUAACAACAAAUUUUUAAAUGAGGCUAAAGAAUAUUCAAUAACUAAGGGAAGUAAUAUCACUAAUAUAUAUGGAAUAUCUCAAAAUCCAGAUACAAAAGAUUAUAUUUUGAUUCUUGAUUAUGCAAAGGAUGGAAAUUUUAAUAAUUGGAUGAAUGAAAAUUAUGAAUAUUUCAUCUGGCAAAAUAAAGUGUCUGUAUUACGUAAGAUUAUUAAUGGUCUUACAGAAAUCCAUCAAAAACAAAUAGUUCAUCGUGAUUUUCAUUCUGGAAAUAUAUUAUUUUUAAGUAGUAUAGAUGAUUUUAGCAAUUGUAUAUUAAUUUCGGAUAUGGGAUUAUGUGGAGAAGUUGGUAAUGUAGAUGAAAAAAAUAUUUAUGGAGUUAUGCCUUAUGUAGCUCCUGAAGUACUAAGAGGAAAAGCCUUUACUCAAGCAGCAGAUAUCUAUAGUUUUGGUAUGAUAAUGUAUUUUAUUGCAACUGGAAGACAACCUUUUUACAAUCGUGCACAUGAUAAAUUUCUUGCAUUAGAUAUUUGUAAUGGAAAUAGACCUGAAUUAAAUGAGCCAGAAGCACCAAAAUGUUAUAUUGAUUUAAUGAAAAGGUGUUGGGAUUCAAAUCCUAACAAUAGACCAAGUAUUAUUGAAAUGAAUGAAUUAAUUUUAUCAUUUUAUAAAUCUUAUGGAGGGGAUAUUUUUAUAGUAGAAAAUGAAGAAAUUGAAAUACAAUUUAAGGAAGCAGAGGAAUACAGAAAAGCAAAUGCAAAUCCUUCAUCCAUUAAAGAUUAUCAAGCAGCUACUCAUCCACAGGCUAUUUAUAUAUCUCGAUUACUUAACCCUUUUACAAAGGACCUUCCAAAAUAUAAUGAUGAUGAUGAUGAUUAUAACUCUGAAUGUUUAGAUUGCAAAAUUUAAUUUAGUUUAUAUGAGGUACAUUACAAUUAAUUGAGAAUGUUAUACAUUACAUUUAUAAAAGUGAUUUAUAAUAUAAUGUUUUAUGUUAUCAUUUACUCAAACUGUUUAUAUAGAUUAUUUAG